CUUGUUCGCUCUUUUUCGCUCUCUUCCAUACAGCAAUGGCGGACAAGCCAAGCAGAGCACUGGUGUUGUACGGAGAUGGGUUGGCCCGUUUUAUCGACCCGUCGCAUGCCCAUCUCCAUUCUCUCGCAUCCAAAGCGGCUUGCGGCUUUUUGAGUCUCCCCAGUGCGUCUCCUUCAGAAUGCGAGGAUGAGAGGAUAGUUAGAGAAUUUGCGCUACUGCUGGACGCAUCUGUCUAUUUCAAUACGGGUGAGAAACGUAUGUCCACCGUAUCAGAAAGAUUCAUGGGAAUGAGAGUCGCUGUGAUCACAGACAAUCAACUUUUGAAGUCUUUUGGUGCCAAAAUUGGCUUAUCUGUGUUGGAGUUGAAGGAGUUAGCCGAAAACAAUAAUGCGGUUGAUGUGUCUUCAGAGUUGAUGAAACUGCUCGGAUUUCAAGGAGGGAAGGCCAUGGAGACGAGCCAGUUUGAUUUAGUAUUCAUGCACAUGGGGGCUGGAGAAAAGGCAAACUACGGAAAAGGCAAGGAUUUUGUCAAUGACGUUAAAGACAUGGAUGCUUUGGUUGAUAACAUAAUCCAUAUGGCUCAACCUGGAUCUGAAAUUGGCGCUCGUCUGCACUUGUCUGUUGUAAUGAGCUACGGGAGUGUUGCUGAGGCCAAUUAUCUUGAUUUUUCAGUUAUGGGUUCUGCCAGUGGUAACGCUGAUCUUGCAGCACUCUUUCCCCGACAGAGUUACACAAUGAAUGGAGAAAAGCCACGGACUGAUGUCAGGAAUUAUUGCCCAAUGUUAAUUGCUCAGAGGCAGGAUGCUGUUACCCGCAAGGAUAUGGUCGAGGCAUUUUCUUUCAAUGAUUUCAAGCAGCAUGGUGGAAAUCUUGUAAUACCAACUGACAGGUUUAUGCAUGAGAUAGCUUUCAAGCUAUGGAAGGCCCCCAAAUACGGAGCCUAAGACAGACCUACUUGGAAGCCAAGUUUUAUGAUUGAGGUUCACUGCAGCUUUUAGCAAGGCUGCUUUGCAUUCAUCAGAAUCGUCAUUUGAUGACAAGCUGGAGACUCGUGUUGUAAUGCUAAAUAAACAGUUCUUCUCUUUUUGCAUUCACCGAAGAAAAAAAAAACCCUGAUAGUUCUUUUUGAUCGAGUGUGAACUGAAAGACGAGUACAAGACGAUUGUUGCA
Tripterygium wilfordii is the source of this 1170-nucleotide messenger RNA. RefSeq lists its product as uncharacterized. The transcript is spliced from 6 exons. Bases 36 to 944 code for a protein of 302 amino acids. The record is from RefSeq and is a predicted model, not a curated record. Lineage: Eukaryota; Viridiplantae; Streptophyta; Magnoliopsida; Celastrales; Celastraceae.